AUCAGGACACUUGCUAACUACCUUCGGGUGAUGCAGGAGCCAUUAGAGCUGCGAACUUCCCGGCUUCCUUCCCGGCGUUCAGCAUCCCUGCAUCGUAGCACGUUAAUUUUUCUUUUCUCGGUCGGGUGGAUAAAAUGAAUAAUGGGGCGCUUGGAUCAUUGUCCCCUGACUUGGUGAGCAGCCCACAUCUGAAGGCAAUCCCCGGCUUGAUGGAGGGCUGGUUGCUGCUUGCUGCAUCUGAAAGGAAACAAAGUGAGAGUGCGGUCAUGUUUGAAAAGAUGUGGAGUUUUGUUGUCAUUGUUCUUCUCUGGCAAAUAAUGUGAAUUUUGUAGAAGCAUGAGGUGUUGGGUGUGUGUCUAAAAGUGAUUGGAGUCUGUGAAAUCUACGGAAAAACCUGUCUAAAACAGUCUCUUCUCUGUAAAGAGUGAGACAUCCUCCUAUCUGAUUUGUGAAUCUCAUUGAUUUCCUUUUCGUCAAUUUAUCAGCCUGCCUGACAGCACCAGCCUGCAGGUACCUUAAGCAGUAGGAGCCCCCUUAACAAGGGGGCCAACUGGAUUCAGCUGAUGCUAUUGGGCCAGCAUUUCUCCCAUUUGCUUUGUCCCCCCUGAGCUCUUACUGGCUCUCCCCCCUUUCCAUCUGGGAGCCAAGUGCCCGUGCUGUAUCCAGAGAGGAUCAAAGUGUGACAGAAGUGCAUCUGGUUCUGAAGGUGUACAGGUGCAAAGUUGUCUGUAGCCAUAGUGUUGUGUCUGCAUGGUGAGAGCCUGGCAGGAUCAGGUGGUAAGAUUUACUUUGGUGCUGUUGGUUUAGGGAUGGAAAGUGCACGUGCCCUUGGAGACCCUUGGAGGAAUCUUGGUUUGGUUGAUUUGCAAGCACCAGCUUGCUGGCUAGGAGCUGGUGCCCUGAGGUUGGUGAUGCAGGGAAGAACCCCAGAGCGACACGGGGUGCUUCUGUGGCAGGGUACUCACAGCAGCCAGCUGCAGUUUUCCUGGUCCAGUUGCGUUUUCUGAUCUUUUCUUCUCUAAUCCACUGAGCUCUGUGGGAGUCAUCUCUGAAGUAUCUCCAAAGUUGUUAGCUGUAGAUAGCUACUGACUGAGCGCAAUCAGAUCUGGCCGUGCAGGGAGGGGGCACAGGAAUGCAGGAAUGUCUUCCUCCUGGGGCAUUUCCUCCUGGGGAAGGAAGAUGGGAAGGCAUCCUUGUCUGUAAGUAAUCCAAGAGCAAAGCGCUUCUCCCUUUGCAGACAAUGAAUCGUUUCAGCAAGCUGACACUGUUAUUUGUGGCUCCUGGCAGAGCGGAUGCGAGCUUUCUGCCAGGCACUUGCUGCAAUCAGUGCCAGCCCCAGCCCUGCUGCUCGUCUGGCUGGGAGAGAAGCCUUUGUGUGCAGCUGCAGGAACCACAGUGGUGCUUCUGGAUGGACAGUUGUUGUCAGUCCCCUUGGUUACAGUCACCGACUCUGGUCCCCGUACCACUGAGGGGCAGUUAGUGGGCAUGGUGGGGGUGCGUUGGCGGUUGUGCUUGACGGUCUUAGAAGCCUUUUCCAACCUUAAUGAUUCUAUGAUUUUAUCUCCAUGCUUUUUUCCAGAGAGAGGAUGUCACUUUGGGAAGGAAACCUUUCCCACCUGGCUCUGCUCUGCAAGGCUGUGAGCAGCUCUUCCAAGACCUCUUCCCCUUCCCCUUGAUCUAAGCCUUGCGUGAGGCUGGUUCUGCAUGCUCAUUAAACAGGGAAUUAAAUCAUGUAGGAAUGCUGCUUGUUUGAUGUCUUCUCUCUUGCAUAGUUAUGCUUAGAAGUUGAGGCUUUUUAAGUGAUUGUGUGGGCUUUAGCUAAGCUGUGAAGAAAGCCUUGUAAACAAUGAGCCUUUGUGACGAAGGCAGAAUGAGUAUAACUUGGUGACCUUAAAAGCAACUGCAAAAUGAACAGCGGAGGACAGUGUAGAAGACGCGUUGGGCUCUUGCUCUGAGCCUCCAGGAUUUGAAGAUGUCUGCGUGCAGUGACUUUGUGGAACACGUGUGGAAGCCUGGCUCCUGUAAAAACUGCUUCAACCCAAAGAGUUCCCAUCGGCUGCAAACACCCCCAGACGUGGGAGCAUGCGGCGUGCUCCCGAAUGGAGGUAGGAGCAAGCCCGAGAGCCCAGCGUUGGAAGACGAAGGCGUAAAUACCUCUGUGUUCUCCAAGCCAACCAUUGCUGUGAAGCCAACUAUGAUCAACUCAGAUGUUUCUGACACGUGGGCGGAUGUGAAUAUGAAUUCAGAUCUGUCACAGGUUGGCUGGGGAAUGGUUUCCGGUAAACAUCUCCUUCUGAAGUCAGGCGACUCACAGCGGAUCUGCCUCGAUGGGUUUGGAGCCAGCGGCGUGAGAAAACCCUUCCUGCACAGCCCACCACGCGACUGCCUGUCCUGCUGCACGCCCAGCUAUUCCAUGGUGGGCCUGCGUGGCCUGGAGAGCCACGUGGAGAGGAAUGUCUCCAUCCACAGCUUGGUGCUGGUGGGCGAGGUGGGCAAGCAAGAGGAAAGAGCCAAGGAGAAGUCUGCCCCGUCACAUCGGCCCCUCUGCCCUAAUCUGGGGGACAGAGGUGUUGUGAGCUCUGGCAGAAACCUUUCACCCCCAGAGGGUGACUGUGGCCGCCUCUGCUCUGGUGUCGAAGGGGAAGGGGGAGAGUACUGUUCGAUCGCAGAGUCCCACAGAGAGAGCCUGGCUCCCCGCAGCUGGAGGCAGAGGGAUACUGUGGAGCUCUCCAGGCUGAGUGGCAGGGCGGCGAAGUUCAGUGAGGAGGAGCGCAGGGCUGUGAAUGUGGCCUUCUGCAUAGCGAAGGAGCGGAGCGAUCUGCUCCCCUACACCUUGUGUGCAGAGAGUAAAAAGCCGACCCGUCAGUCUGACCCUGCUGCCCUCCCUGAGAGCAGCAGCAAGAUGGCUGCCUCUGCGCCGUGCCGGGAGAAGGAUGACUUGCUUCUCCCCAGAGACAUGGAUGGAGGCUCCAGGCCUGAGGGACUGAACGCUCCCCAGCAGGCCUUGGUGGAGCCGCAGCGUGCCCGCCUCACUGAGCCGGCCCGUGGGGAUCCCAUCUAUGCCGAGAGCACCAAGAGGAAGAAAGCCCAGCUGAAGGGGGUUGGUGGAUGUGUGGAUGCAGAGAAGCUGGCCGGUGGCAAGGAGCAGGCCGAUGGCACGUGGAGGGAUGGGAGCUGGCUGCUGGGUGCUGAAAAGGAGCACCAGGACUCCACAGCCCAAGUGGCAGCAAAGAUAACGAUUAUGGCUGCGCACACGGAGGAUGACCACAAGACAAUAUUUCUCAGCAGCCCUGACUCUGCUGUGGGCGUUCAAUGGCCAUGUGUCAGCCCUGCUUCCCACCCUGAUUUUGGGACUUCAUCACCCGCUGUCGAGCCUGGAGAGAUUUUUCAAGCAUCUGGAAGUGAAAAUGGCCCAAGGUUUCACUUGGCAGCUCCUACCAAAAACACAGUUAUGGAGAGCCCAGCCAUCCCCCCAAAGAUGUCCAAAAACAGCCAGCAGGGCAGUGAGGAGAGCCAUGUAUCCCCAGUCAGUUCCUCUGUGACAAAGCUUGGUGACACCAGUAGUCAGGAUGGAGCUGGGGCUCAGCUGCCAAGGAGCUGCGCGGAUACAGGUACCUUCAGGACAUCUUCUUCUCCAUGCACUCACGUUAAUGGGAUUUCUGUGGAAGAGUCCAGCAGAAGCCUGGCAGGCUCACCCUAUGACAGGAGGCAGAAAUACUACACCCCUACAUGGGCCAAGCAGUGCCGGAUAGAGGAAGAGGAAGAGGAGGAAGAAGAGGAAGAGCAGGAGCUCUCAACCCACCCAUGGGCAGUGGGAGCUGAGAAUGGAAGGGCUGGCGCUGACCUUGUGGAAGACUGCCCAGUGCUGGAGAGUCAGGCUGGGAUCAGCAAGUCAUUGUCUUUCUCCUUUGACUUCCCUAAGGACAAGAGCAAUGGGGUGGAGUUUGCACCACCACCGCCGCCACCAAAAAAGCAGUCCAGGCAUGCUCUGAAGAUGAACCCAAAUAACGCUGAGUUGGAGAGGGCCAGCAACAGCUCUGCUGAGAGCCUGAGCCCACCUUUCAGAAGCGUCCACGUCAGCUUCACAGCUGGCUCCUCCGACAGCCUCAACUCUGACACUCAGGCCGGCAGCGAUGGCAGACACUCGUCUGAGCCAAACCACUCACCCCCUCCAGCUGAAAUCCUGGCCUUUCCCCCUGUCCCCUUCCCUCCUGCCUCCGGUGAUGACAGUCUCUCUUCUGUCUCAAGCCGCCCGCCUCCUCUGCCUCAGAAAAAGACAGUGAGCAGGACAGUGUCCUCCCCAGAUGGCUUUUUUGGGGGACAGGGGUCUUCAGGCAGAGCAGCUGGUACUGCUUGCCCCAGGCUGAACGUCAGCCAUUCUGAGAGCAACGUCUGCCUCCAUGAGGACUCUCCUUUCCUCCACCCGGCCAGUCUCAGAGGCCACCCCAGCAUCUUCUCCUCCUCAGAGUCCCUGGAGAAAGGCUCCAAAGGAAAUGGCUACUGGGGCUCAGCCACCAGCAAGAACACAGGGACCUGCGUCCCCAGUAGAAACCUCCAGUCCCGUUCUUCCUCGCAGCUCAGCAUGUCCAGCCAGGUAUCAUCAGGCUCCAGCCUCCAGCUCCACAACCUCCUGAGCAAUAUUGACAGCAAGGAGGGGGUAUACGCCAAGCUGGGGGCCCUCUACGCUGAGUCCUUGCGCCGCCUGGUCGCAAAGUGUGAGGAUUGCUUCAUGCGGGAGCAAAAGAAUGAGCUGCACUUCAAUGAGAACAACUGGUCGCUUUUCAAGCUGACGUGCAACAAGCCCUGCUGUGACUCAGGGGAUGCAAUCUACUACUGUGCCACCUGCUCCAAGGACCCUUCCACCACCUAUGCUGUGAAGAUAUGUAAAACUCAAGAGUCCAAGGUGGCUGCUUCGUACUGCAGCCCCCCAGUGCCGGUCCACUUCAACAUUCAGCAGGACUGUGGGCAUUUUGUGGCCUCUGUCCCCUCCAGCAUGUUGCUGGCCUCCAGUGUGGGGAAGAGCAUGUCUGGGGAUGGCCUCCGUCCCUCCCGCACCACCAGCGAGCAUGACUGUGUGGUGGUCAUCACCCGCGAGGUGCCAAGCCAGACCACCGCCGACUUCGUGAGGGACUCGGUGGCACUGCACCAAGCCAAACCUGAGAUGUACGAACGUCGGGUUUGCUUCUUGCUCCUCCAGCUCUGCAAUGGCCUGGAGCAUCUAAAAGAGCACGGCGUCAUCCAUCGGGACCUGUGUCUGGAGAACCUUCUUCUUGUCCCCUGCAAGCCCCCAAUGAGCUGUGCGAAGGCCAGAGAUGACAGAAAUUUGCCCCGCCUCAUCAUCAGCAAUUUUUUGAAAGCUAAACAGAAGCCAGGAUCUGGAGACUCCAAACUGAAGAAGAGCCAGGCCCGGCUGGCCCCGGAGAUUGUGUCAGCUUCUCAGUACAAGAAGUUUGAUGAGUUUCAGACUGGAAUUCUCAUCUAUGAGCUCCUGCACCAGCCCAACCCCUUUGAGGAGAAGGUGCACCUCAAGGAGCAAGAGUACAGCCCUGAGGACCUCCCUUCUCUGCCCAGCCUGUCCAUUUACUCCCGGGGGCUCCAGCAGCUGGCCCACCUGCUUCUGGAGGCAGAUCCCAUCAAGCGCGUGCGGAUCACCGAAGCCAAGCGGAUGCUGCAGUGCUUGCUGUGGGGGCCACGGAAGGACCUGACUGAACAGCCCCUCAGCCACGAGGAAGCCCUCCACCAGGUGCUUCAGAACUGGGUGGACAUGAAGCGUGCCCUGCUGAUGAUGAAGUUUGCGGAGAGGGCUGUGGACACGGAGCGGAGCGUGGAGCUGGAGGACUGGCUGUGCUGCCAGUACUUGGCCUCUGCUGAGCCUGUCUCCCUCUCACACACAUUAAAACUGCUGCAGCUGCUCUGACCUUGGACAUGUCUCAGAGGUGGCUGAGGGCUCCCGAUUGCCUUGCAGUGAAAGGUACACAGCCCCAUUAAAAUGUGAGAGGCUUGAAUCUCGGCUGUGAACAUGUGUUCAUUUCCUAUCCUGUGCUCUGAUCAAUGUAAGACGUGGUUAGUACCCCGAGCACUAAUUUGUGAGCAGGCAAAGCUGGGAGCCUACUCCUCUAAAGGAGGACUUUUUUUGUAUGGUAAGUCUGUGGACUAAUAAACUCCUGCCUUUGUGUGCAUGUUUCUCAUGAACAAAA
Tympanuchus pallidicinctus (lesser prairie-chicken) is the source of this 6197-nucleotide messenger RNA. It is a transcript of the gene PRAG1, whose product is annotated as PEAK1 related, kinase-activating pseudokinase 1. Bases 1973 to 5917 code for a protein of 1314 amino acids. The transcript is spliced from 6 exons. The record is from RefSeq and is a predicted model, not a curated record. Gene Ontology annotation, molecular function: protein kinase activity; ATP binding. Gene Ontology annotation, biological process: protein phosphorylation. NCBI's taxonomy places the organism in Eukaryota, Metazoa, Chordata, Aves, Galliformes, Phasianidae.